Molecule: messenger RNA, 1631 nt
Organism: Mercenaria mercenaria
Lineage: Eukaryota; Metazoa; Mollusca; Bivalvia; Venerida; Veneridae
Exons: 13
Coding region: 33-1631 (532 amino acids)
Source: RefSeq, a predicted model, not a curated record
UCAGGUGUAGCAGCCUUUGAUGUGGUUUGAAGAUGUUCACUCGGCUUGUUAUAUCAUUAGUACUCAUUGGGAAGCUGAAGUGUGUGACCAGUGAUAGUAACACAACAGGUGCACAAUGUAGUCCAACUACAGACGGUACCAAGCGAUUCGGAACUGGCUGUAAAUACGCAUGUCACUGCAUCAACAAUGAACAAUUUAAUUAUACUACUGGUGAAUGUGGCUCAGGAUGUGACUUUGAAUGGGUGGGACCCAGCUGCCAGUAUAAAAAUAUUGCACAUGCGGAGUUAUCUCGUCAAAUCGACAAUAUAUAUCCUGCAGAGUACUCGUACCUAGCUAAUGAUAACAAUUCAUCCACGUGCAGUUUCACUGACAGUGCUGUUCCUGAAGAAAGACUGGCAACAAGAACGGUUGCACCUUGGUGGUCGCUUUGGUUGCCCUACGAUGCAACUUUCAGAAAGCUCUUGUUUGUUACCAGACGCAAUUACUCGUGUAAGACCUCAUAUUUUCCAUUCUUUAAGGUAACUGUACAUAAUAUUUCGUUGUCCGACUUCACAAACUUUGUAUAUCGUACCAAUGGAGUAUCGUGUUACCAACAUGACGACUACAUUCCCCAAGAUGCAACGUUCAAAGUCAAUUGUACUGGUGCACCGGUAGGAAAUCAAAUACGACUUCAACUUGCAAACAUGUCCACACAACUUGUACUCUGUGACUUCAGAGUAUACGGAGAAUGUAAGGAUCGGACAUGGGGUAUAGCUUGUAAUGAGUGCGGAUUCUGCAAAGAUUUCUCACAAUGUGAUGCAACCAAUGGCAGCUGUCUGUCAGGAUGUGAGCCAGGGUAUAUACCACCUUUAUGCAGCAAAGCAAACACUAACCAGACGGGGUGUGACUGUACUGACGGGUACUACUGCGAGAACACUUAUGAAUAUCCAACAAUAUGUCCAACUGGCCAUUUUUGCGUGAAUGGUUUAAAGUCACCGUGCUCAGCGGGGACUUUUACCAAUAACAGCGGUUCAGCACAGUGUGAACAGUGUACACCAGGAUAUUAUUGUCCAAAUCUGGGCCUAUCUACUGUAACAGAUGUAUGUUGGAUCGGACAUUACUGUCCUGAAGGAGCUGUUGUACCUUCGCCUUGUCCAAAUGGAUACUAUCAGACUGACACAGGGAAAUCGGACUGUAUUAUAUGUCCUGUCAAUUUUUAUUGUAAUCAAACGGAAGCAGAGGCGGAAAAACAAAGUGGAACCUCUAAACCAACACAUGGAGUAGUUACUCCAAAGGAAUGCCAACCAAAGAGAUGCCUCAAACCAGGAUUGUCAGGAGAAUUGGAUCCAUUUGAAAUCGGCGGACUGAGUAUAAGUAUUAGUUGCAAACCUAGCUGUAGACAACAUAUGACGCCAUUCACUGAUCUAAAGUUCAUGGCAAACUGUGACGGCUGUGAAAAUGAGGUAUCUUCGUACCAGUGGUCAAUCAGAGAGUGUUUUAGUGAAGUUAUACAGGAGUGUGAGCAUUACGUCAACUCUGUGACAUUCCUCACCGAGUCUACAGGAUACUAUACCGCGAUACCUCACAAUGAUAAACAGAACUGGACGUAUAUUGCAGUCGUUGUAAAGGGAUACAGUUCAUCUGAUAUGUAG